CCCUCUAAUAUCCUUCUCGACUCUGAGUGCACCGUCAAAGUUUGUGACUUUGGUCUUACACGAUCUUUGACGCAACGGCAUCCAAAAUCAGGAACCGCGAAGGGUGACUCGACAGACCCCCUGGAGGCAACCGACCCUAACCUCACGGAGUAUGUUGCGACGCGGUGGUAUCGUGCUCCCGAAAUCCUGCUUUCCUCGACAACCUACACAAAGGGUGUUGAUAUGUGGAGCCUCGGCUGCAUUGUUGCGGAAAUGUUUCUCGGGAAACCCCUAUUCCCCGGCACUUCAACUUUGAAUCAACUGGAAAGGAUCAUGAGUAUUGGCCCAAGACCGACACGAGAAGGUGUGUUUCUGUCGACUGCACCUUUUUUACAUUUGGUCCUCUUUCCUUCUACCUUUGCAGAUGUUAGGGGGUCCUAA
Molecule: messenger RNA, 420 nt
Organism: Dibothriocephalus latus
Lineage: Eukaryota; Metazoa; Platyhelminthes; Cestoda; Diphyllobothriidea; Diphyllobothriidae
Source: the annotation of a GenBank genome assembly